AUGCCGCGCCAGAGCAGCCGCACUUCAAGCAGUGCCCCGCAGCGUGCCGCGCCUCCGCCGUCCCAUGGCCGCGCGGCUCCUGCGCCUGCCGCCACGCAGGCGCCCCCUCCGGCUCAGCAUGCUCCGGCACCGGCACCCGCAGCUGCUGCCCCAGCGGCAGCUCCUGCGGCAGGUGGAGGCAUGAUGUCCGGGCUCAUGGGCUCAAUGAUGUCCGGCAUGGCUACAGGCACCGGGAUGGCUGUGGCCAACCGCGCUGUGGAUGCAGUGAUGGGCCCACGCCAGACAGAAGUGGUCCAUCGUCAUGAGGGUGCUCCCGCCGCUACUGCUGCGCCAACGUGCCAGUUCCAGCAGGACCAGCUCGAGCAGUGCAUGAAGUCUUCCGGCAAUGCUGCAUCGUGCCAGUCCUACAUGGAUGCGCUGAAGGCUUGCCAGCAGGGCCAGCCCUUUGCCGACGGCGUGGAUGUCCAGGGGCUGAAAGAUUCCUUCGACGAGAAGGUCUGGGUAAGCUUCCCGGAAUAUGGCAGCCGGGUAGUCCUCUGGCAGCAGUUUAUGGAGGAGCACGGCGUCACAGUGGAUCCGGGCAAGCUCAACAUUUCGACGCUCGCGAGAGUCAGUGAGGGCUACCCAGCUGGCUCCAUCAAGCAGACGGUAGACAGAGUGCUAACCGCACGGCGCGUGCAGCAGCUCAAAAAUCGGCCGCUGAAGGUCCAAGAGUUCAUAGGGCCUUUGUCGCGGACCGCAUUCUGCUGGAAAGAGGAGUUGGAUCAGUUCCGCGAGUUUGACCACCUUAUCACCGGCGAGAAG
Symbiodinium pilosum is the source of this 804-nucleotide messenger RNA. The record is from the annotation of a GenBank genome assembly. Lineage: Eukaryota; Dinophyceae; Suessiales; Symbiodiniaceae.